AUGCUAUUCACUAACGAUAAAGUUCGUGAAGUAUAUUCGUUAGUGGGUCCGUGUGGCAGCGCCCCGCGCAGUCUUUUCCACGGCACCCGUCCGGGGCCCGCGGAGGGCGGUCGCCCGAUACCGCCUACUUCGUCCGGUACAGGCGUCACCCGCUUCGUAUCCCGCUACAUCUUAGAACUACAACAACACGGGACAGCCGCUGCUCAAGGAGAAAACAACGCCCUUCCAACGGUCCUGUCCUGA
Molecule: messenger RNA, 243 nt
Organism: Danaus chrysippus (African queen)
Lineage: Eukaryota; Metazoa; Arthropoda; Insecta; Lepidoptera; Nymphalidae
Source: the annotation of a GenBank genome assembly